Messenger RNA from Salpingoeca rosetta, 780 nucleotides. RefSeq lists its product as uncharacterized. Bases 1 to 780 code for a protein of 259 amino acids. The record is from RefSeq and is a predicted model, not a curated record. Lineage: Eukaryota; Choanoflagellata; Craspedida; Salpingoecidae. The transcript is spliced from 2 exons.
AUGGCCCCACCACCCACUCCCUCUUCUGGCUAUCUGCACACACCUGACUUAUACCAAGACACGUUUGUGACGCCGGACGACGUGACGCGAGAGAGAUCACCGAAAGGCACGUCGAACAGGAAGGACGAGGUCACAAAGCGAUCCAUCUUCUUUGGCUUUGAACUGCCGAUCAACACCGACCUGGGCGCCAUCGGCGCUGCAGUUGUAUUCGACAACAACGGCGAGGAAGGCCACUUCAGCCUUAUCCCUUGGCCAUCAGCGCCUGUCAGCGGCGCCAUUUGGGGUGCUCAAGAUCCUUUCAAGAAUCGCCACAUCUUCAUUCGCGAUCCCUCAGCACCACCCCCGACCCAUCCUGAGUAUUGGCCUCACAGGAUCGGCCUUGAUAAGUGCCACUUUCGCCUUCACAGCUGGAUGUGGCUGCGAGCCAGUGCCAUCCCAACCGACGAUUAUUAUGUCGACCUGGACCGCCCCGAUGCAGACAGCGCCCGCACCCUGCUGCGAGGAGCACGAACCCUACUUGCACACUCCAGCCUGCUGUCUGAUCCGCUUUGUGCAUUGGAGAGCCUCGACGCGUUGUGCUCGGCGCACUUCUCGGCACACGACGCAGACCCGCAUCACCUGGGUGUGCUGCACAAGGCGUUGAAGGAGAUACAAUCGAAGAUUGACGUGGUGCAGCCAGAUAUUUCCGCAGCAUUGGAUGUACUGGCUGACUUCUUGCCACACCUGCAACUGGUCGUGCUCGGCAUGACGGAGGAGACAAUGAAGUCGACUCCGCCCUGA